AUUUGCCGCUUCCAAGCUCGACUUUGCUCGUUUAAUCAACGUGCGCGCCGAUCAGUCCACCAUGAGCCGUCGACCGGCUCGCGUUCCUUGAUUCUUCUUUUUUUUUAUUCAUCACAUACAACUCCCCGUUUCGCGGAUUGGCAUGUGCGUGUAAAAUUCGUUUCCCUCGGAUUUACGUAUUUAUUCAACGAUUAUUUGACUCUGGGAUUCUGUUUGUCUCUGUCUGUAGAACAUAAAGUCGAUACGGAUCAUUGGCGGAAAAAUCAAUUUCGUUUGCGAUUUCACUUUUCAUUGACCAACAACGCGAACGACCCGAGAGGUUUACGAGCAAGAUUACGUUGUGUUCUUUGUGUCGAACAGUGAAAAUUGAAGACCCGACAAUAUGAGGAACUCAACGUUACUGAAAUGGGCGCAAAAUUCGGCAAACAGCAAAAGUCAAAAUAAUAAGAACGAUCGAUCUAUUCUGUUCGCAGGGACGAACAGGAACUGGAUACACCCACCGGAUGCGCUUCAGAAAGGCCACAUCGCCUAUUUAGUCAAGUACUUGGGUAGCACAGAAGUGGAUCAGCCGAAAGGGAUCGAGGUCGUGAAGGAAGCUAUUUGUAAACUGAAAUUCAAUCAACAAUUGAGGAAGAGCGAGGGUACAAAGACGCCAAAGGUGGAACUGACCAUAAGCAUCGAUGGAGUCGCGAUUCAAGAACCCAAGACGAAAACGUCGCCAAAGCGGAUUAUGCAUCAGUAUCCACUGCAUAGAAUAUCUUACUGUGCCGAUGACAAGGGCGAAAAGAAGUUCUUCAGUUUUAUUGCGAAGGAGGAAGGCGCCGAAAGACACACGUGUUUCGUCUUCGUCAGCGAUAAGCUAGCCGAAGAAAUAACGUUAACCAUCGGGCAAGCUUUCGAUUUAGCAUACAGGCGGUUCUUGGAGACGUCCGGGAAAGAUUUGGAGGCGCAGAGACGCUGUAUGGUGUUGCAACAGAAGAUAAAACGACUGGAGCACGAGAACAACGUGUACCGGCAGCGGUUACAGGACAUAGCUGCUAUCAAAGGAUCGGCCGACGUUUCAGCGUAUCUGUCGCAACACAAUCUUCCGGACAUCCUGCACGUGCCUGGUGCCACGAAUGAAACGGCUCAAGUAAACGGAUCCACUGGCAAAUCUGCCGGUGGUAUAAGUAACGAUAGCAAUGGGAACACAUCCAAUGGAUCGCCACAACCACCGCCAGUUCCACCGAGAAGCUUUGAGAAAAGUUUCGACGAUAACUUUAUGGGAAGCGCUUCAACGCCUGCGGUUGGUACCAAAUUGGAAGGACUGCUGAUGGACGAAUUCGAAGAAGACUUCAAUCCCAGAGCAUACGAAAGUGCCGUUAACGGUCUAACGAAUCAUCAGACUAAUCAUAACUCCAUUCUGAAUGGUCAGGUGUCCUCGAACUUCUCGCAGAGCAACGGUUCUACGAGCCCUCCGCCAUUACUGGCACCACCGCCAAAGGCAAAGGAUUCAAGACGUCAAAACGGUGUCAAAGAAGACUUGUUCGGUAGUAUCCCUUUCAAUCCUGCACCGCCUGUGAACACGAAGAAUGAAUUCAACGAUCCGUUCGAAAUGGGCGAGUUCGGAGCUGCGACAACGAUUUCUAAUCCGAGCCAGCAAGAACUAGAGAAUGCAAUCGGUCUUUUAGAUAAGAAGCUGCUCGAGAUGAAGGAUGGAUUUAGCAGAGGUCUUUCCAUAGAUACCGACGAUUUCUCGUUGGAAAGCUUGGAUCCGCUGCGGAACUGAACGGAAUGUUUUCUUCAUAUGAAAAAGGCAAUUGUUCGUAACCAUGUGUUCGUUGCAGAGAACGUCUAGAAAACGGAUAGGCAAAUUAGGAACGUACAUCUAUGCGAAACCAAAUUAGUCAAUUAUUAUUAAUUAUGCUAAUCUUAUAUUUAUCGUGAUGUUUGAUAUUUAUCAUAUGCCUAUUGAAUAUCGAUCGUAGCUUAAGUCGUCCGAAGCAGAGAUUGCCAAUUAGGAGCAAGCAUGGAGAAGCGAGUGGUAUUGGUGACCGUGUCGUGCCUUUAUUAAUACUGUUUCUUUCUAUCAUCUAUUUUAACAGCGAAUAGAACGAUACAAGAAAUUUUAUUAGGAUUUCCUAUGGCAAAUUUUUUAAAUGAUACAUUCUUCUUAGGAACCGAGUACCGUGCCUUUCAUUAGCAUUAAUAAGCAAAGUCGAAAAUUAAUCUUUUUAGAUAUUUUAAAGUUAUUAUUUGUAACUUAUGAAUGCAGUAACCCGUUCUUGAUAUAUCUCCUUAUUCCCUUUCCCAGGAGCGUGAAACUUGGAAUCGUGCGAUCGAUGAGUAACAAAAGAUAAUUAUGGGAUGCCUUCAUUAUUAUUGCAGAAAUCACUGAAUCUCUUUCCUGUAUCUUUGUUUCCCUCCAUCCGUUUUCCAUGGUAUUCAUUAAAGAUCGUAUGGAUUAUCGAGGAAAGGAAGGAAAGUGUAAAAUGGUAUGAAUGCUGUGUAAGAUUUUAGUCGCCAGUUUUACAAACACUUAUGCAUGCGAAUGUUAUGCAAAUCUUGAGAAACAUACAAGUUAAUGUUUGAUAGGAGAAAGUUUAUUAAUUAUGUACAUACGAAAUGCUGUUUUAUUAUUGUUGCUCUAUUGUUUAAGCAUUAUCGUUAACAAUAUAAUGCGUAAAUAAUGUAGCUGAAAAAUCUUGUCUUAUUCAAUCCGUAUUAAAUGUUCAAACGUAAA
This is a messenger RNA of Ceratina calcarata, 2722 nucleotides long. RefSeq names its product PTB domain-containing engulfment adapter protein 1. Bases 383 to 1768 code for a protein of 461 amino acids. NCBI's taxonomy places the organism in Eukaryota, Metazoa, Arthropoda, Insecta, Hymenoptera, Apidae. The record is from RefSeq and is a predicted model, not a curated record. The transcript has 9 exons.